AUGGCACUACCUUUUCUUCUUGCAGGCUUCCAAUAUGCUGGAGUGCAGUACACUAAAGAAUGUUGGUGCGGAGAUGAAUUUGGGAAAUAUGGCCCACUGUCAGAUGGGCACUGUGGAAGUCGAUGUCCACAGAACAGUUCAGAAACUUGUGGUGGAUUCCUUGCAAUGCGAGUGUUCAGUACUGGAUUAGGAGAGAAGAAAAAACUUCAAGCUCCCCUUGUGAAGUUAACAGAUGUGUCUGCCAAAGAGCAUGUCCGAAUUGUAUUUGUUUUUACACUUAAUGGCCGUGCCGUAAGGCAAGUGCACCGCUUGUUGAAAACCUUAUACCAUGUCAAGCACUAUUACUUCUUACACAUCGAUGCAAGGCAGGAAUACCUUCACCGAGAAUUACUUCAAUUGGAGAGCAAAUUACCGAACAUUCACCUUGCACGGCGCCGACUUCCUACCAUUUGGGGUGGCGCCAGUCUACUACAAGCUCACUUGAACAUCAUGGGAGAACUCUUGAAAGUCACUUUUUUCUUUUCCUUUUCUUUUUCCUUCUUUCUCCUUUUUUUUCUUUUUCCUUCUUUCUUCUCUUUUUUUUUUUUUUUCUUUCUUUUUUUUUUUUUUUCUUCUUUCUUCUUUUUUUUUUUUUUUUUUCUCCUUUUUUCACCUUUUUCUUUUUUUUUUUUUUUUCCCUUCCUUCUUUUUUCUUUUUUCUCCUUUUUCCUCCUUCCUUCUCCUUUUUUUCUCUUUUUUCCUCCUUCCUUCUCCUUUUUCCUCCUUCCUUCACCUUUUUUUUUCUUUUUCCUCCUUCUUUCUCUUUUUUCCUCCUUCCUUCUCCUUUUUUUUUCUUUUUCCUCCUUCUUUCUCCUUUCUCCUCCUUCUUUCUCCUUUUUUUCUCCUUUUUCUUUUCUUUCUAUUUCUUUUUUUCUUUAUUUUCCCUUUAUCUUUUCCAUUUUUUUCUUUUUCUUCUUAUAA
Molecule: messenger RNA, 960 nt
Organism: Acanthosepion pharaonis
Lineage: Eukaryota; Metazoa; Mollusca; Cephalopoda; Sepiida; Sepiidae
Source: the annotation of a GenBank genome assembly